GGCUCUUUUCGGUUCAGUCACGCCUAGACUCGUUCGAAAAGCGAAACUAUAAUCAUUCCACGGCGAUGUACGAAGACUGAUGCUCAUGUCGUGGACUCUCUGUGCAAACGGGACAUUUUACUAAUUUUGAACGGGCUUAGCUUAUUCGACAUAGUUAUAUUAUACAAAUAAUGUUGUGAUAAAGACGGUCGCUUGUGGUGUUGUGUUAUCGUUAUAAAUUAUAGUGAGAUCAUUACAAAGAGAAUAUUGUGAAGUGCAUUCUAGUGAUUAUUACGUUAUUGUCAACGUUCCUGGAUACCAAAGGAUUGUUUUUUGAGAUCUUAGAAUUACAUAAGGUCUCGACAGCAAAACAAGGACGGUGUCCCCACAUUAUGAAAGUACGCUUUUAUAUACGCGUAUGAUCAAGUAGACCGUCAUAUCGAAGCCCGUCCGAUCUAAUUCCGUCAUGGCUAUCCUAUGGGCGGGCGGGGAGCCGCGCGGACUGCGACGAUAGGCGGGCGGCCCGAUGCGCCCGCGUCAUGUGGCGCGUCCUACUGGCCCUGGCGGCCCUCGGCGCCGCCGACGGCUCCUACGACGUCGUGCGCUCCUUCUCCGACCCUCUCGCCACCCCCGCGUCGCUCUUCAAUCACCUGGUCGUCGAUCGCAACACCGGCCGGGUCUACGUGGGUGCCGUCAACAGAAUAUACCAGCUGUCUCCUGAACUCGAGGUCGCCCAGUCGUUCGUCACCGGACCGGUCAACGAUUCGGCUCUCUGCACCUUUGAUUGCCCUCCGAGUUUCGUGAAGAAGCCCACCGAUAACGUCAACAAGGCGCUCGUCAUCGACUAUGCAACUAGCCGCCUCAUUACGUGCGGCUCGGUGUUGCAAGGAUUGUGCUCAGUGCGGAACUUGAAUAACAUUUCUCAUGAUGUGCGCGAAGUGCGCGAACCGGUGGUUGCGAACAACGCCAGCGCAUCGACCGUGGCUUUCAUCGCUCCCGGGCCCCCCAACCCUCCCAUGACGCAGGUUAUGUACAUCGGCGUCACCUUUACCGGCAACUCUCCUUACCGCUCCGAAGUGCCCACCGUAAGCAGUCGCUCUUUAGAGGAUGACCGUCUAUUCAUGAUAGCCAGAACCGCUGUUACGACCGGCACCAGAAUGUUCGUAAAUUCUCUAUCCCGAGAACGAUACCCUAUAAACUAUGUAUACGGCUUCAGUUCAGAAGGAUUCAGUUACUUCUUGACGACUCAGCUGCGCGGCGUCGGCUCCGAUACGUAUUAUAGUAAGUUGGUGCGUGUGUGUCACGAUGAUGAAAACUACUACUCGUACACAGAAAUACCGAUGUCCUGCACGGGUGAGGGUGGCGGAAACUACGGCUACAACCUCGUGCAAGCUGCCUUCGUAGGAAAAGCUGGUUCUGUGCUAUCCUCUGAACUCGGAAUAACGCCGCAGCACGACGUCCUUUUUGCUGCUUUCAGUCAAAGUGAGUCGAUAAAUACGAACACGCCAUCGAAUCUGUCGGCGCUUUGUGUUUACUCUCUAAAGGCAAUCCGUCGCAAAUUUAUGCAGAAUAUAAAAACUUGCUUUAGUGGCAAUGGCUCGCGGGGCCUAGAUUUUAUAUCGCCAUCCCAUCCUUGCAUCUUAACUAAAUUACAAUCGAUAAGCGAAGAUUUUUGUGGGUUGGAUGUAAACACGCCGUUGGGGGGUGAACAACCAGUGGAAGCAGUUCCAGUGGCCAAAUUCGAGAAGAGGCUGACUGCGGUGGCGGCCACAGCGACCGGUGACUACACUGUCGUGUUCGCCGGCACGGCCGAGGGACAUCUCAAGAAGAUUGUCGUCGAGAGCGCUACUUCAGCCUUUGAGUAUGGAGAUAUCGUGAUCGAUGAGCGUUCGCCGGUCAACAAAGACUUAUUCUUCGAUACUCAAUUAAUGCAUUUAUAUGUGAUGACCGAGAGCAAAGUGUCUAAAGUGAAAGUUCAAGAGUGUAGCGUAUACAAAUCGUGUUUAACAUGCCUCGGUGCCAAAGACCCGUACUGUGGUUGGUGUUCCUUAGAGAAUAAGUGUAGCCUUCGAUCGGACUGUCAGGAGGCGGCAAAGGAUCCUUUGUACUGGAUAUCGUAUCGUAGUGGACGAUGUACGACAAUCACUCAAGUUACACCGAAUCAAUUGCAACGAACUACUGCAAGGACUUUAGAUUUACACAUAGAAAACCUGCCAACACUCAAUGGUCAAUUUUUGUGCGCAUUUACAGCUUUAGACCGUACGCUUAAAACUAAUGCUACUCGGAAAACUAACGGUGUAAAUUGUACUACUCCACGUACCGAUACCUUGCCGCCGAUACCCUCCGGCCAGCAUCAUUUCACUGCCAAGCUGUCAGUGCGCACGACACAGGGACCCGAUUUCGUUGCGACUAAUUUCACAUUUUUCGACUGUAACACUUAUAGCUCUUGCACUCAGUGCGUAAGCUCGUCGUUCCCUUGUGAUUGGUGCGUUGACGGUCACCGCUGCACGCACGACACGGCCGAGAACUGUAGGAACGACAUCCUUGUCACUGGGAUCAGUAGAAUCGGGCCUAGCUACCGUUCGGGCCCAAGCUUCUGUCCCACUAUUAAUUCCACUUCCGACGGCACUAAUGAGAUUCUCGUUCCAUCCGGUGUUAAAAAGGCUAUUAAAGUAAAAGUUCAUAUAAUUGGUCAAUUUAUUGUUCAGACGAGGUUUGUAUGCCAGUUUAAUAUUGAGGGCCGCGUGACCCACGUGAAUGCCAAGCUUCUCGCCGAUACGAUUUAUUGCGAACCUGUUGAAUUUACUUAUACGUCUCGUGCUCCGAAUAUAACCGCAUCUUUUGCCGUCAUAUGGGGUGGAUCUAAACCGUUAGAUAAUCCGGACGACACUCACAUACUCAUAUAUCGUUGUAGCGACAUGGCGGAUAAUUGUGGUAUAUGUUUGGCUCUGCCCGAGAAGUUCGGUUGCGGUUGGUGUCAGGGAUCGGAUCGAUGCGAAGUACAAGAACAAUGUGGAGCUCCCAGUGUGUGGUUGAAUCGGACCCAAACGUGCCCCAAUCCGGAAAUCCAUUCUUUUAGACCGCAACUGGGCCCGUGGGACGGAGGUACGAAUAUAACUAUCGAAGGCAUAAAUCUAGGUCGGAACAUAUCAGAUAUCUACAAUGGCGUCACGAUAGCUGGUAUCAAAUGUCAGCCAAUAGUCGAAUUGUACGUAAAAACGCGGCGUAUAGUUUGUACCGUGGACGGUCCCGGUGAGGAGGUCCCGCGAGACGGUCCCGUCGUUGUCAGAGUCGCUGACUAUCGCGGCGAAUCGAAACAUCAUUAUGCCUUCGUGAAUCCUAAAAUAAAUUCCAUUCAACCGAAAUACGGUCCACAAUCUGGUGGAACUAAAUUGCGUAUCACUGGCGAGUAUCUGAACGCCGGAAACAAUAUUCAAGCUUUCAUUGACGACUUACCGUGCGCGAUUCUUUCCGUUUCUCACGAGGAAGCCGUAUGUCGUACGAGCCAUUCAUACCAACUUAAAAUGGGUACGUUACGAAUGCGUUUUGACACCGGAGUGCGGAAACUGGAACGCGAAAAGUUUGAAUAUAUAGAAGACCCCGUGGUCGAAUUCGUUGAGUCCGGCCCACCGUUAACGUCGCAGCGAAAGCAACCCAAAGGCAUUCCAUCCGGAGGGAUAAACAUUAAAGUGAUGGGUCGUAACUUUCAUUCCAUUCAGUUCCCACAAAUAUAUGUAUACCACGACAACCGACCGUAUAUAGCUCCUUGCCAUAGAGUUGAUUUUCAGACGCAUCUCAUUUGCGAAUCCCCCGGUAUCGAGAGUGCGGGGCUCAAUCUAGAUCCGGACAGGCCUUUGGAAUUAGAAUACGGAUUUAAUAUGGACGACGUCCAGAGCGUACAGAAUCUGACCAGUAAAACUGGCAACGCUUUCCUUCUUUAUCCGGAUCCUAUUUACGAGAAAUUUGACGAGGACGUUAAGUAUUAUAAGUCCGAAUAUUUGACUAUCAACGGUCAGAACUUGGAUAGGGCAUGUACUGAGAGCGACGUAGAGGUGCGCAUCGGCGAAAGCGUGUGCAACGUGACAUCGUUGGCACGCCACCAGCUGACCUGCCGGCCGCCGGCACGCGACGAGCUGCCGGAUGGCGUGGUCUCACCCGAAGUGGUAGUACGCGUGGGCCGCGCGCUCACCUACAAGAUCGGCAAGCUAUCGUACGACUCCCAGACCGGUCUGCAGGCGGCCAUCGGGAAGCCGAUCCUCUUCGGCGUUAGCGCUAGCGUAUUCGUACUCAUAUUUAUAUUUGUCGUAUUUCUAGUUAUGUAUAGGCGUAAAUCCACUGAGAAUAUUAGGGUAUUGAAAAAUAUGCAGGAGCAAAUGGAUAUUUUAGAGUUAAGAGUGGCGGCCGAGUGUAAAGAGGCAUUUGCCGAACUUCAGACUGAGAUGACCGACCUGACGGGAGACGUAACGGGUGGCAUUCCGUUCCUGGACUAUCGCACGUACGCGAUGAAGAUCUUGUUCCCCAACAUCGACGACCACGCCGUCCUGCAAUGGGAACGACCAGAGCUUAGUAGAAAAGAGAAAGGUCUGAAACUGUUCGGCCAACUGAUAAUGCAUAAAACAUUCCUAUUAUUAUUUAUUCGUACUUUAGAAAGCAAUAGAUAUUUUUCAAUGCGAGACCGCGUUAAUGUAGCUUCUCUUAUUAUGGUAACUUUACAAAGUAAGAUGGAAUAUUGUACUGAUGUUUUAAAAACGUUGCUGGCAGAGCUAAUCGAAAAGUGCAUGGAGGGGAAAAGCCAUCCUAAGUUAUUACUGAGGCGUACCGAGAGUGUCGCUGAAAAGAUGCUCAGUGCAUGGUUUACUUUCCUCUUGUAUAAAUUCUUGCGCGAAUGCGCUGGCGAACCGCUUUACCUUUUAUUUAGGUCGAUGAAAGGUCAAGUCGACAAAGGCCCGGUGGACGCGAUCACUUCGGAGGCGCGUUAUUCUCUGAGCGAAGAGAAACUCAUUAGACAAUCUAUAGAUUUUAAAGCGAUGUCCGUGAGCGUAUCGAUAUCGCAACAGACUAUCUUCGUGAGUGGUUUGGAAGCGACGACAGAAAAUGUCCAGGUAAAAGUCCUCGAUUGCGAUACGAUUAGUCAAGUGAAGGAGAAAUGCCUCGAUGCGAUUUACCGCGCGACGCCGUACUCGCAGAGGCCAAGCCGCGACGAGCUCGAUUUGGAAUGGCGCACGGGCGCUUGUGGUCGACUGAUUCUGUACGAUGAAGACAGCACUACUAAGUGCGAGGGGGAAUGGCGCAAAUUGAACACCCUCAAUCAUUAUCGCGUCCCGGACUGCGCGUGUCUCAGUCUUGUCGCUAAACAGAGCUCCGUUUAUAAUUUGUCCAACAUGGAGAAAAAUGACAAGUCACAUACGUACGAGACACUGAACAGAGGCAAAUACGGUUCUGCCAGCCCUCCCGCAAGCCCUCUUAAGUACGAGCACGGUGGCGGUUUCAAGUACUGGCAUCUCGUGCGGCACCACGACGGCGACGCACACAAGGAGGGCGAGCGUGGUAACAAGAUGGUCUCGGAAAUAUACCUUACCCGUCUGCUUGCGACCAAGGGCACACUGCAGAAGUUUGUGGACGAUUUGUUUGAGACCAUCUUCAGCACCGCGCACCGUGGCUCCGCGCUGCCGCUGGCCAUCAAAUACAUGUUCGACUUCCUCGAUGACCAGGCGUUGCAGCACGCUAUUUCCGACCCUGAGGUCGUGCACACCUGGAAAAGUAAUUCUCUUCCGCUUCGUUUCUGGGUUAAUUUAAUUAAAAAUCCCAAUUUCGUUUUCGACGUCCACAAGUCUAAUACAGUCGAUUCAUGCUUGUCGGUUAUCGCGCAAACGUUCAUGGACUCGUGUUCGACAUCUGAUCAUAUCCUCGGCAAGGACUCGCCCUCCUCGAAGCUGCUGUACGCAAAAGACAUUCCCGUGUAUAAGGAGUGGGUAGAGCGCUACUACGCAGACAUAAAGCUGAUGCCGGCCAUAUCGGACCAGGACAUGAACGCCAUGCUGGCGGAGGAGUCGCGCCUACACACUAAGGAGUUCAACACGAAUUGCGCGCUCAACGAGUUGUAUGCAUACGCCGUCAAAUACAACGAGCAGCUAAUGGUGACGCUGGAGGAGGAUGAGUUCUCGCAGAAGCAGCGGCUAGCGUACCGCCUGGAGCAGGUGCACGGCCUCAUGGCACACAACUACGAUGUGUAAGCCGCCCCGGCCGUAUCGCGCCGUACGCGCAUCGCCCACCGCCCUGUAUAUAAUGCCACCCCCGCACAUAUCUCUGCUGGCAACCAUUGUAUAUAUUAGAUAGUGUACAGUCUUUAAUAUUGUAAUUUUUGUAUUAUUUCAGCGGUCCGAUGUCGUUUUUUAAUUUUAUAUAAUGAACUUUGUAUUGUUUUACACGACGAACCCGACCGGCCGAGGUCGUGCCGCAGUAUGCAUCGUAAACUUAAAAUUUGUGUAUGUCUGUCUAUGUGUGCUCGCGUCGUACGAGAUAAUGUUACGUCGAUCGGUGUAAAAUGUGUGUCGCAAACGAAAUCGCAUGUGAGCCCCUUGGCGAGCUUAUCCCAGCUCGCCGGCGGGCGUUUUUAAAUUUGUACUCGCAGUAUUAUUAACGAAAUAACCGACAGUGAACCGGUAACGAUUCCAUUAAUAAAUAUCGUCGAAUGUA
Papilio polytes (common Mormon) is the source of this 6675-nucleotide messenger RNA. RefSeq names its product plexin-C1 (gene PlexA). Lineage: Eukaryota; Metazoa; Arthropoda; Insecta; Lepidoptera; Papilionidae. Gene Ontology annotation, cellular component: semaphorin receptor complex. Gene Ontology annotation, molecular function: protein binding; semaphorin receptor activity. The record is from RefSeq and is a predicted model, not a curated record. The transcript is spliced from 3 exons. The coding region runs from base 519 to 6212 and encodes 1897 amino acids. Gene Ontology annotation, biological process: regulation of GTPase activity; sensory neuron axon guidance; motor neuron axon guidance.